This is a messenger RNA of Fonsecaea erecta, 456 nucleotides long. RefSeq lists its product as hypothetical. Bases 1 to 456 code for a protein of 151 amino acids. The transcript has a single exon. NCBI's taxonomy places the organism in Eukaryota, Fungi, Ascomycota, Eurotiomycetes, Chaetothyriales, Herpotrichiellaceae. The record is from RefSeq and is a predicted model, not a curated record.
AUGAAUAUUGUGUCAACUUCAUCGACCACGACUACGAUUGCUGAAACCCUCGCAAGUUCCUCUGUGUCUACCACCACCGACUCGACGACCAGCUUCACCACCACCAUCACGUCGACAACCACAAGUACCGUCACUGUGAGCAUGACGUCUUCUUCGGCCGAUGCUUGUGCUCUCAAUGCUGCAACCACAGGUCUUCCCAUGACCACAUCGACGGCGCCAUUUGGCAACUCUACCACGGUCGCUUUGAACACUACCACCUCGACCUUGUCCGUGACAAAUGUGUCCACAACGAACCCUGCUUCUGUCUCUGUUCCGAUCAAUGCGACAGUGCCUACGAAGAGCAUUGUCCCUCCUAUCAAUGGGUUCACCGGUGAUGCCACGGAUCUGAAAGGUCAAUCUUCAAUAUCUCUAUUCGCUCUUGGUUCCUUGGUAUUUAUGGCUGCGCUGUUGACUUAG